Molecule: messenger RNA, 4677 nt
Organism: Pezoporus flaviventris
Lineage: Eukaryota; Metazoa; Chordata; Aves; Psittaciformes; Psittacidae
Gene: REEP2
Product: receptor accessory protein 2
Exons: 9
Coding region: 112-978 (288 amino acids)
Biological process (GO): endoplasmic reticulum tubular network organization
Cellular component (GO): endoplasmic reticulum membrane; endoplasmic reticulum tubular network; cytoplasmic microtubule
Molecular function (GO): microtubule binding; taste receptor binding
Source: RefSeq, a predicted model, not a curated record
UGCGGGAAGCGUUCGCCCUCCGCGGCGCCGGCUCCGCCCCUUCAGGCACCCAGGGCGGGGCUGCGCCUGCUGCAGGACCCUGCCCUUCAGGAGCCGCUUCCCGCCGCCGCCAUGGUCUCCUGGAUCAUCUCCCGCCUCGUGGUGUUGAUCUUCGGCACCCUCUACCCAGCGUACUCCUCCUACAAGGCCGUGAAGACGAAGAACGUGAAGGAAUAUGUGAAGUGGAUGAUGUACUGGAUUGUGUUUGCCUUUUUUACCACUGCAGAAACACUUACAGACAUUGUUCUUUCUUGGGCUGAGAGAUGCCCUGUUUAUGGAGUUUUCAUGGCUAUGGAUGAAAGACUAAGUGAGACUCGGAGCAGGUUUCCCUUUUAUUUCGAGCUGAAAAUCGCAUUUGUCAUUUGGCUGCUCUCCCCUUACACCAAGGGCUCCAGUGUCCUCUACAGGAAGUUUGUGCACCCAACGCUCUCCAAUAAGGAGAAGGAAAUCGAUGAAUACAUUACUCAGGCUCGUGACAAGAGCUAUGAAACCAUGAUGCGAGUUGGCAAGAGAGGGUUAAACCUUGCUGCCAAUGCAGCAGUUACUGCAGCUGCAAAGGGCCAGGGAGUUUUGUCUGAGAAGCUGCGAAGUUUCAGCAUGCAGGAUCUCACUCUUAUCCGGGAUGAAGAUACUGUGCACCUGCGAAGCCGGGAGCCUCAACUGCACCCAUCUGGUGGGAGUCUUCUUGAAACCAUUGAGGAUUCAGCUUCCUGUUACUCCUCAGGAGAGGAGAGCAGUAUGGCACAGAGGUCUAAUGGAACCCCACUGGAGACUAGAACAGACCCAUCAGAUGAAGAUGCAGGAGAUAAACUUCCUAAACGUACCCAGAGUCUCAAAACUCCUAAGAAGAUGAUGAAAGCUGAGCUUCCAGUAAGAAGUGUCAAAGCCCGUCCCAAGAAGAAGGCUGCAGGCUCUCUUGCUUCUGUUGAGUCAUCCUAAGACAGCCUUCCCUUCCCCAGCACCUCUCUCUGUCCUGGGAUUUACCUGUCACUUUUGAGGGGAAAUUUUCCAAAGGAAGGGAGCUGAGAUUCAUGUACAUAACAGAUACUGCUUUGUAGAGCUCAUUCUGAGGCAAGGGGGAGGCUGGGAUUCAGAACAUGCAGUAGAGGAUACACAUCCUCAGGAAUUUUCUCAUUUUCAUCCCGCUGUUGGAGGGAAUGUUGAUAUGUCUGUACAUAGCCUGUUGCUUUGGAAUUCUCACUCUAUAAACCUAGUUGAGGAGAGUCUUUGCUGGGAGAACUGACUAGGGUUAGAGACAUCCUUUGCACAGAAGCUGGAAAAAUAUUAGACACUGGAGUUCCACAGGGGUGAGUGGCUUCCUAAAAUGUCUUGUCUUGCUCUGGGUAUUCUUCUGCAGCUGUGUGUUGUGAAGAAGUGCCCACAAUGAAUCAUCCUCCUUAAGAAUGGACUGAAACCAAUCAUAUCCAUCCCCUUUGAGAAGGUGACUGAAAUGAUGUAUGCUGAGUGCUUUUGAAUCUAACGGACUGGCUCAUGGGAGGAGUAUGCUAGAUACACAUUACUAGUACUGGAAGGUGAAGAGAUUGGUUUUAAUUUUUUUCUGGAAGGUGAAGGGAGAUAAUUGAAAAACUGAGUAAUGAAGAAAAUGUGCUCUUAAAUGCACCUGUGGUGAAGUAGAUACUGUAACUGUAGUUACCGUAAUAACUGUAACAGUUAACUACUGAAAAAGAAAGUUGGGCAUUCGUAAGAUUUCAGCUCUUUUUGAAGCUGCUUGAAUUUUAUUUCAGGUUCUGUUGUUCAUUUUGAUUCCUGUGAUACCAUCAGUGUGAGGCGAGUCUCAUGUGGUGGGAGAAGUUGGCAGGGAGACUGUUGCUUUGCCAUUUAGUGGUUGAACUCCAUGUCAUCCUGAUGCUUGUUCCUUCAGACAGUUUUUUCAUUCUGGCAGAUGACUGGGGAAAAUCUCAGUGUAGUCUGCAGGCAUGUUAAGAAUUUCAGGAGCCCUUAUCCUCUACUGGAUUUAGGAAAUCCAGUCAUCAGGGUAUGAGAACUAAUAAAUAGCUGAUGUAUGAAUGUUGCUAAUUUCAGGAUUCCUUUUAUGGGGGGUAAAAAGCAGGGAGUAAGGAACAUUAGUGAUUAAUGAGUCCUCUUGCUUUAUCCUACUGCAGCCCUUCAACAAGUUUUCUAUGUUUCUUUGAUAAACAUGUGCCAUGUUUAUCAAUGUCCUAAGACUUCAGCAGUAUGUAACACUUGGGACAGAACUACACUGAAUGUAGUGUAUAUAUAUAUUGUGGGAGUUAAAUUGCAGUGUUGCAGAGAAAAUUUGUAUCAUGCCAAGCCAUACUGGAGUCUAAGCUUUUGAACAUUGUUAAGGGGAGAUCCCCUGUACAACUGCCAACAGAGUCAGUGGGCAUUUGAGAUGAGUGGGGUUCCUGUUGAGAUCUGUAAUGGGAGAGCACCAUUAUAGACAUGGUUGUCUAAGAUCGUCAAGUAUUCAUUCAAUCUUUAGUGAAACUAGUUAUCAGAGGAACCUGGCUCCUCCUUCCCUACUGAAGAUCAUUCUUGGCUCUAGACGCAGACAUUUGUGUUUGCCCACAUCUUUUGCUGUCACAUUUCUUAAAUUACAGCAGAUUGUUUACAGAGCCCCGUAAUUUGCUGUUGAUGAUGUAUAGAAGCUCUUCUGCAAGUAAUAGUACACAAGUAUUUCUAUCUUAAAGAAUAGCCCUUCAACAGUUUGUGAAGUUGAAGAUGAGGACUGAAUUUUUUUCUUGUUUCCUAUUGUCCUGGUAGAAAAUUGUUACAAAUUUACUAUUUUAAGAAAACAAUUAAGUUAGUUUUAUUUGUAGCUUUAAAUUUAAGUCUUGACAAAGCAUGUCACAAACUUGCAUCUUCCCAGAAAUACUUGUCCUAAAUUACCCAGAAGGCAGGAGAAAACCCUUGGUGUGGCUUCAAGGUUUGAGUUUCACAAAGAAAAGAAAAAAAGGCAAGUAUUUUGUUUUUUUAGUUUGUUAGCAAACAGUGCAUACAUGUCUCACUAGUACAUGCAAAGCAUGUCCUGAAGCAGGAAUUCUUUCUGUUUCCAGAGGAAAGUUCUUUCUCCAUCUAAGGGAUAAAAAUCUUUACUAAUUAUGGGGAAGGUUCAGUUGCGAGGAAUUGCUGUCCUUGAUUUUACUGUACUGAAUAAAAGAGAACCGUUAUUCUCUAUAUACCAAGUAUCUGUAUGACCACAUUUCUGGAUUACUUUUUUUUCCAACUAAAAAUUUCCAUAGCAAAUCAUUUGUGUAAAUCAUUGUGAGGGAUUUGAUUUGGAAGCCAAGGAUUCAUUAGUCUCCCCUUAUGCUGAUCCUUGUGCACUUUCCUUGUGCGUGUGUUGUGAUAUGUCAGAUGGCUCUGCUUUCAUAGAGUGGCUUUCCAGAAUGUUUUCUGGAAUCUCUUCAUUUGUAGUAACUGUUCCUUCUUUGAAGCACAAAAAGAAUUUCUGAAGACUCAGUUUUGGCAUUUGUGUUUACCUUUGUCUUCUUGAGCUAAGUAUUUUUUACUUAGCAUUGUUGCUUGAUGUUAUUAGCCUGUGGCUAUGCGUCAGUCUUACUUGUGAGUUUUGUUGUACAAGGGAAUUAAAUGACUUCUGGUUGCAAGAGACAGUCUGAAGUAGAGUUAAGGACUGUUAUCUAGUAUGUGAUACAGAGCUGAUGAUGUCAAGCAGCAGAACUUACCCAGAGCAAGCAAAAUAUCUUAGCAUGGACACUAUUUUCUUCUUCCAGUAGAAAUGUGACUGCUGGAUUGUGCUCCACUUGACCAAAACCUCUGCACAUCUGCCACCACCCAUGUGACCUCUUAGUGAGUUGCUAGAUACAGUUCUGCAUUGGAUGGCAUAUUUUUGUGUAGAAAUUCCCUUGUUAAUGAGAACACUGAAUGUGCUGGUUUGAUAAAAUGCUUUUGUCAGCUGAUACUCAUUGUUUUCAGCAGGAAAUGUUGGAAUAGUUCAGCCGGAAAUGUUUCUCUUCAGUAUCAUCUGUGACCUUCAUUGUGCAAUUAAGCAAAUGGUUACAUCUUCACCCAGCAGUAGAACCCACUGUGUUCAGUAAGUCUUCAUACCCCCUUCCUAAUAUGCCUGGGCAGAGAUUGAAAAUAAGAGAGAAAAUAAUACCUAAAGUUGCAAGAGGGGUGGGGGUUGUAUGUGUCAAAUUUUGUGUGCCUAAAAAUUGGCCUGAAAUACCUGUACCAUGAGAUACAAAGUAAAGCCAUGGCCACCUUUUGGAAAGAAAUGUUGUACCUCCACAUUUUAUAAUACUAUGAAUCAGGGUUCUGCUGUUGCAAGAGACAAUAGUGAAAUGUGGUUUCCCAUCUGAGAAACCUAAUGAUUUCUUGCAUAAAAGGAAACAGUGUUUACUUGCUUGGCAGUAUCCUCCACGGUGAGUAAGAAAUAGGAAGAGACUACUGUCAGGUUUUAAACCUUACACUUAAACUCAACAUCUUAAUUUCUUACUGUUCUUUAUUGAGUUUCUGAUUCUCCAGCCUGAUGUUUCUGGGUCCAGGGUUCUGAUUUCUUUUAAGCUAGUUUCCUUGGUAGGUAGAGGAUGUAUUAGAGGGAUGCUAGUGUUCUUAAAAUUGCAAAGCUUGUGCUGGGGAAGCUACACCUUCCCCCAUUUUAGUGAAUUGAGUUCCAAUCAUUGUUCCUUUGCA